AUGGGGAUGAUUGAAGAAGGCCUUCGGCUAGGGGAAAUCAAUGGAGUCAACAUUCCUCGGAGGAAGAGAUCCAGCAGCGUCGAAUCCAAGCCUGACGAUGACGGAGCCUCCAUUUCCAUGAUGGAGGUGGCCACGAUUAUGAUCGCGAUGGCCAACGCGAACGGUGGCUACUACAAAAGGAAGAGGAAGAAAUCUUCGACGUCGAAGCAGAGGAAGAAAUCUUCGACGCCGAAGCAGAGGAAGAAAUCUCCGACGAAGAAACAGAGGAGGAAGUCGAGAGGAAAGGAAAUGGAGUUAGGGAAGAGUCCGCCGGAGAUGCCGGCGGCGAUGAGAGAUCGGAUUGUGGGAAAUGGCGGAAUCGAAAUCGAAUUGGUGAUUCAAAAGAAACUUGAAGAGAGUGAUGUGAACAGAAACAAUGGGAGAUUGAGUCUUCCGGCGAAGAAGGUGAGAAGGGAAUUUGUGAGGGAAGAAGAGAAAAAGAUUUUGGAUGAAGAAAAGGGGAAGAAUGAGAAGAAGAAGAAGGGAAUGGAAGUGGGGAUUGUGGAUGAUUUUCUCAGAGAAAGCUCCAUGUGGUUGAAGAAAUGGAAGAUUGGGAGUGGUAAGGAUUACUGUUUGAUGAACAAUUGGAAUUGUUUUGUGGAAGAAAAUGGUUUGAGAAGUGGGGAUUUCGUUCAACUUUGGAGCUUCAGAAUCAAUAGUUCUGACCGUCUCUGUUUCGCCAUUGUUAAACUCUCACAUCUCCUUUAA
This is a messenger RNA of Benincasa hispida (wax gourd), 747 nucleotides long. Its product is annotated as B3 domain-containing protein At2g24670-like. Gene Ontology annotation, molecular function: DNA binding. NCBI's taxonomy places the organism in Eukaryota, Viridiplantae, Streptophyta, Magnoliopsida, Cucurbitales, Cucurbitaceae. The record is from RefSeq and is a predicted model, not a curated record.